This is a messenger RNA of Elgaria multicarinata webbii, 2410 nucleotides long. RefSeq names its product histone-arginine methyltransferase CARM1-like. The record is from RefSeq and is a predicted model, not a curated record. Lineage: Eukaryota; Metazoa; Chordata; Lepidosauria; Squamata; Anguidae. Gene Ontology annotation, biological process: peptidyl-arginine methylation. The transcript is spliced from 13 exons. Bases 1 to 1386 code for a protein of 461 amino acids. Gene Ontology annotation, molecular function: protein-arginine N-methyltransferase activity.
AUGGCUGCGACGACGACUCCGCCGCUCCGGCUCCUGCAGUACAGCGUGAAGCUGCUUUUCCUCAGCGAGGAGCAGCUCCUGGAGGGACUCCCCUUCGCCAGCCCCAACCAGAAGGCGCUCCGGCUGGAGGUGCAGCCGCGCGAGGAAGACGCCGAGAUGACCGUGACAGACGCUGAUGGGAUUUGUGUGUUUAAAUGCUUAGUUAACAAUGAUACUGAAUACUGCCGUGUGGGGAAAGAGUCCAUUUUGAUAACACUCGGUUACAACAGCGCCUUACUCCAGUUCAGGUCACAUUCUGAAUAUUGCACGUUUUCAAAUGCACUGAAGAACUUCCGGAAUCAGAGUAAGGAACACUCCAUAUUCAAUCAGAGAACAGAAGAAUCCUCUGCAGCUCAGUAUUUUCAGUUUUAUGGCUGCUUAUCUCAACAACAGAAUAUGAUGCAGGAUUUUGUGAGGACGGCCACAUAUCACAGAGCAAUACUACAGAACCAUAUAGAUUUUAAAGAUAAGGUGGUCUUAGAUGUUGGCUGUGGAUCAGGAAUCCUUUCAUUUUUUGCUGUGCAAGCUGGAGCUAGAAAAGUCUAUGCUGUUGAAGCUAGCUCGGUGGCAAAAUAUGCCGAGAUUCUAGUACAAAGUAACAACCUUUCUGAUAAGAUCAACGUCCUGUCAGGAAAAAUUGAAGAAAUCUCCCUGCCUGAGAACGUAGAUGUUAUUGUUUCUGAACCAAUGGGUUACAUGCUAUUCAAUGAAAGGAUGCUGGAAAGUUACCUCCACUCCAAGAAAUGGCUGAAGUCAAAUGGAAUGAUGUUUCCAACAUUUAGUGACAUUCAUUUGGCUCCUUUUUCCGAUGAACAGCUCUACAUGGAACACUACUCCAGAGCCAAUUUUUGGUACCAGCAAUGUUUUUAUGGAGUCAAUCUGUCCAGUCUCCGCAAUGCAGCUGUGGAUGAGUACUUCAGGCAACCUAUUGUAGACACAUUUGACAUUAGAAUUUUGAUGGCCCGGACAGUGAAAUACACUGUCAACUUUACAGAUGCUGAAGAAGAAGAUUUGCACAGAGUGGAAAUCCCCUUUGUUUUCCAAAUGAUGCAGUCUGGGCUAAUCCAUGGCUUGGCGUUUUGGUUUGAUGUGGCAUUUGUUGGCUCAUUGGUAACAGUUUGGCUAUCAACUGCUCCAACAGAACCUCUGACUCACUGGUAUCAAGUACGCUGCCUUCUUCAAACUCCUCUCUUUGCCAAAGAAGGGGAAACGCUUUCAGGGAAAGUCCUAUUUGUAGCAAACAAACGGCAAAGUUAUGACAUCCAGAUUGUUGCUGUAGUGGAUGAGACAGGCUUUAAGUCAGGCAAUGUCCUCGAUUUAAAGAACCCAUUUUUUAGGUACGCUUAGAUCAUAUGAUAUACACCUACUGGAAGAACAACCAGGAUCACAACCAAACAGAGUACCCUAUGCGGAGUUAAAAGUGAGAAUAUUGAACAUGCUGCUGCUUCUGUGAAAUUUGUCUGUACAUACUGAAAGGAAGUAUUUUAUGCAAAUUAAAUAAUAAGAUGCUUGUACAGUUCCCCUACUUUUUCGAACUGACAUCCCAAUCUUGAAACAUGUCUGUCCGGAAGAAUUUCCCACUGUGCAGAAUGGCUAGCAGUGGAAAAUCUCAUCUUUGGACUACAACUCCCAGCAUUCUGACCAUUAUCCAUGCUUGCUGGAGUUGAUAGAAGUUGUAGUUCAAAAUGUCUGGAGGGCACCAGGUUGAAAAAGGCUGGCAUAUAGGACUGGAGUUUUAAUCCCACAUUUGCCCAUUUGAAUUACUGUAUUCUUUGUUCUGGUUGAUGAGGAAAGCAUUAGCAUUUGACGGGCAGGAGUUUGCUUUUGAUUUAUUUUUCUCACACUGGCUCCCCUUGGUUUCUUGUUUCAUUCCCCUCCCCACCCCCUCCAAGGAAUAUUUUUAACAAAACCUACCUCAUAUUCUAUACACAUAUAGGAUGUAUAGAAGUAAUGUGAACAAAACACCAAGUUCAUACUUAACUCUUUUCAGUAUUUGCAAGAUAUAUUGAUAAAUCUGGCACUUAUUCCCAGCUGGCCAAUAAUAAACUAUUACUGUCUCAUAGCAAUAUGGCACUAGGAUCAUUCACUGAUGGAUGUCUCUGACCUGUAUUAUUUUAAUGGUUGGAAAACGCAAUUCUGGACUGUUUGAGUCAGUCGACAAGUCAAUCUUCACAGACUCUUAAAAUAAAUGUUUCGAAGAAGGGCAACAGCAGAAUAACUUCUCUGCACCCAUAUUUCUGUAUAUUUCAUACAUUCUGUAGAUAACAAUGGCAAUUGUACAUUUAAUCUUUCCAAUAAAAUUUAAAUACAAAAUAUAAUGAGGUUGUGGUCGCUGUUUCUCUGAGGAUUUAUUUGGGAAAGUGUAAUAUUU